Molecule: messenger RNA, 1638 nt
Organism: Parnassius apollo (apollo)
Lineage: Eukaryota; Metazoa; Arthropoda; Insecta; Lepidoptera; Papilionidae
Source: the annotation of a GenBank genome assembly
AUGUCAACAACGGCAACUAAACAAGUAAAAUCUUCCAACUCAGCGAACAUAUUAAUGUGCAAACAGUGGUGGAAAGUGUGUUGGAUGUAUGGUGACCAAGAAAAAUAUUACAGACAACUAUACGGCAAGAGAAAAGUUAACACUAUUAACUCAGAGUUUCUUAAUUUCGACAAAGUAGAUACAAAGCGAACUGGCGCCCAGAUAACUGAACUUACGGAUGACUUUUUUGAAGAUAAUUUCAGUUCACAAAUCGAUCCAGCGCCAGAUGAAAGCCAAACUGCUAAAAAUGAACAUACAGCAUGGUUUGGUGUUGAAUCGGAACCUAUUUACGGUUUUGAGUCGACGUGGCAAAAAGACCAAAGAAGACAACCAAUUCAACAAAAUUACGAUGAUCUUAACGAUAUCCUCGAUGAUGACCUUAAUACAGAUACGAUUAAGACUAUGCUUCAAAACGGACUACCUCUAGAACCUAAAACUGAAUUGUUAGAUUCAAAAGAACAUAUACACAGGAACGGUGAUAUGUUUGGAAAAACCUCCAAAACUAUUUGUAAAACGAAAAAGGGUGCUAUAGUUACGGAAGAAACGGAAAUUUGUACAGACGGCAAAACAACUGCUAAUUUAAGGUUUCAGCGCUCAACAGUGAAAACAGGUCCCAAUAAAUUGAAAGAAGUAUUACAGCCCUUAAAGGAAGAUAAAGUUUUAGACGAGUGUUCAAGAAAAAAGUGUGUAGGUGAUAAGCUGACCACGACGACGAGGACUUUGGUUACCGUCUCUCAGACAUCAACAACUUCCUGUAAUGAGCCUGUUUGCCGAAACUGCGUGGUAUCACCAACCGGCUCGUCACCGCCUCCGCUACAUGAACAGACAUCAUCACCGCCGCCUCCCGCACCAUCAUCACCGGUCACAUCACCGCGUCUUCCUCCUUCACUGCCCUCGCCACAACCAAGUCACAGCGGCUCAUCUGUACCGAGCCAGUCCAAUUCACCCCAUCCCUACUCAUACCCUAACUUCAGACGGAGUCAACCGCCUCCAGGUCAAAAUUUUCCGGAGUACAACCUUCUACACAGUCACAGUGUCUCCCAACUUAAUCAACCAAGUCACAGUUACCAUUCCCCGCAAUCUCCUCAAUCAGCAAUGUCUCUAUCUCCUCAUCCUGUUCCUCAAGGCAAGCUCAGGGGAUUGUUGGAACACGCCGAAAGACUGAUAAAACCAGGCGAUCCACACCGGCACUCGCAGAGCGAUGAUGACUCAGGGUGUGCGCUGGAGGAGUACACGUGGGUUCCGCCGGGACUACGACCUGAACAGGUCCACUUGUACUUCUCGACGAUUCCAGAAGACAAAGUGCCGUACGUAAACAGCGUGGGCGAGCGACAUCGACUGAAGCAGUUGCUGCAACAACUUCCACCCCAGGACAAUGAGGUCCGCUACUGCCACGCGUUGUCAGACGAGGAGAGGAAGGAGCUGAGGCUGUUUAGUGCGCAGAGGAAGCGCGAGGCCCUGGGGCGAGGACAAGCGAGACAACUGCACGCACCGGCACCAUGCGAACGGUUAUCAAUUUUUGUGGCAUGUUUCAUGUCGAUUAACGAAGCAAAGGCGUACGAUGCAGUACGAUGGUGUCUUACAAGCAUAAGAGCCUAA